AUGUCCUGCCCACCGCAACUAUCGCGGUCUGAAGUAUCCGAUUCCAGUGACUACGGAUCCGACUUUACGCCAGAUGAAGAGCAGUUACUGAACGACCUAGUCACGAAAGCUGCCGCAGAACACGCGCCCGUCCAACGCGACGCCACUCCAGUCUCAACACCAACCCCAAAUCAGAACCUUGAGGACGCGAUUACGGCACCAGUUGCAGCGAAGCUUGCAGAUCUUGACUCCCUUCAACCAGCCUCUCUAGCGGAGAUUGUUGCCGACAUUGAAGAUGCUGUCACGAAUUCCCCGGGCGUCCGCCUGCCGAAGGUACUGGGUCGGGAGAAGCCUGGUUCACCGUGGAGACGUUCGAGCCAGCGGCCUUGGUUUGGGCCAACGAACCCACGGAGCCCUAUGGCUGGGAGGUCAAGCCAGGUGUCAAUCAACAGGAGUUCCCAGAUUGUGGAGCAUCCUGGAUCAAGUGAAGGGAGAGAGCGAGAACGAGAGCGCAGUGCUGCGCGUGAGCUUGAAUGGACACGCGAGACUCAACUAGCCCCGACGUUGGAUACGCGGACACCCGUGGAGCGCUUUCGACGACCGCCGAAUAAGGCGUUUUCGGUGACGGAUUUGGUUUCUCCGGCUUGGUGUGAGCUGCAGUAUUGGUAUACUCUGACCAAGCAUGGGCGGAAGAGAAGGACGCCUGCAAUGAAGAAGGGGAGCGUCGUGCAUAAGACUCUCGAAGAUGAGAUAUACACCACGGUCCCGGUGGAAAUCAAGACUAAGGAGGAUGCGUGGGCGCUGCGAAUAUGGAAUGUGAUACAGGGCCUGCGGAUGUUGAGGGAAUACGGCAUCACGCGUGAGCUCGAGAUCUGGGGCGUUGUUGAUGGGGAGUUGGUCAAUGGGGUUAUUGACCAGCUUUCCUAUGAAUGUCCCGAUUCUGUGCUCGAGGCUACAGCUGCUGGCUUCUAUGAAGAUGCGGAAAAGUCGCGCGCUGCUCUCCCUGAGUACCAAAUGUCAUUGUCCGAUUUCCUGCUGUCUUCCUCUCAGGGUGGGAAGCGGAUUUCGGAUCUCGCUGAUUUGGAAGCUCCCGGGGAGGUGCCUCCUGUUGAAGAAAACCCGGCGGUCUAUGGAUUACCGCGAAUAUACAUGACAGAUGUCAAGACGAAAGCGAGUGGCUCUGUCCCGACAGUCAAGAGCACGUCUUUCCGACCGACAUUACUCCAACUGCAACUUUAUUAUCACAUGCUGAACCGUCUUAUCACGAGUGACGAUGUCACAAUGGAUGUGCUCGCAGCGCGCUAUAAUCUCGACCCCGAGAAACCAUUCACGGAUGCAUUUAUCUCAGAGGUAGGCGGCCUGCAUGAUGAGUUCUUUGAUGCAGUGUCAUCUCCGCCAUUCGACGUGGACGAUGUUCCCACACCCGAAGGGGCCGUGCAAGCCACUCAUGGCUUUGGCCCUGCUUCCAGUCCUCCAUAUGCCAGCCAGGACUCGACUGGUAUCCUUCUGACCCAUGGCACACUUCACCGUCUAUGGAGUUACAUGAAAGAGCAACUCCGUCACACCUUCAUUCCCUCGUUCUCUCCGCAUGAAGAGACGGUUGCACCAUCUAUCCCAUCAUUGACACAGCCAGCGAUGCUGGAAGAAUAUCCUACCCUCCUCUCUCCAGUCCUCACAGCCCGCUUCCUCUCGUCAGCUCCUACGACUGAUCUUCAUCCGCGGCUGCUUGGAAGCAGGUCCUUCCUUUUCGACCCGGCCACUAUGUCAUCAUAUCUCACUGACCAGAUGGAGUGGUGGCGCGGUCAACGCAAUCCCCAAGGAGUCGGGAUUGUGGAGGCUUGGAAAUGUCGGAUCUGCGACUUUCGCGAUGAAUGUUCGUGGCGACAGGAACGCGAGUUGGAUUAUGCUACUCGAAAUCGGAGACGAAGAACUAGUUCCUUGGCAGAUAUCUGA
Messenger RNA from Penicillium subrubescens, 1932 nucleotides. RefSeq names its product exonuclease V. Gene Ontology annotation, biological process: interstrand cross-link repair. The record is from RefSeq and is a predicted model, not a curated record. Gene Ontology annotation, cellular component: nucleus; mitochondrion. Lineage: Eukaryota; Fungi; Ascomycota; Eurotiomycetes; Eurotiales; Aspergillaceae. The transcript has 2 exons. Gene Ontology annotation, molecular function: single-stranded DNA 5'-3' DNA exonuclease activity. Bases 1 to 1932 code for a protein of 643 amino acids.